GGUUAUUUGUUGAAGAUGAAGGUGGAGCCGAAGUGCAGGCAGCCUCUCGGGGCCGAGGUGAGACGCGGCAGCACACUUGUCAUCAUGGCGGACAGGGAGGAGAAGGUCGCACAGUUCUCUGCCGUGGCGGGCGUGGACACGGAGAGGGCCACGUUUUUCCUCGAGUCAGCGGCCUGGAAUCUUGAGUCAGCCCUGAGCAGUUUUUAUGAGCAAGGUGAUGAAGAAGAGGCAGCAGGAGGAAGAGGAGGAGGAAGCAUAGAGGACUUAGGGGAAAGGCCACAAGUGGAGGGUGCUCCAGGACCUCCUCAGAGACCCCCUUCAGACUCUGCCAUCCAGAGAGCCCUGGUGAACAUCAUGGACCAGGACAGUGACAGCAGUGGCAAUGAAGAGGAGGAUGGGCAGGCUUUCUAUGCAGGAGGUUCUGAACACUCAGGUCAACAGGUGCUUGGCCCACCCAGGAAGAAGUCAGACAUGGUUACCAAGCUGUUCAAGUCAGCCAAAGAGCAUGGAGCAGAAGUGUUGGAGAGUGAACGUUCCGGUAAGAAGCCCAAGAAGCUGACUUUUGGUGGCACUGGCUAUCGUCUUGGGCUCACUCCAGAUGACACAGAAGUGAUCCCAGACAAUUCAAAGAAAGAAGAACGACCAAGAGAUGUGUCGCUGAAGAUGUGGCGUACAGGCUUCACGGUGGAUGAUGGGCCACUCAGGGCUUACGAAGACCCCACCAACGCCGAGUUUCUUAAUUCCAUCCGCCGCAGUGAAGUUCCACUGGAGCUGAUCCGCGAGGCACGGGGAGGUGAGGUGUACAUCAACAUGGCGGACCACCGCCACGAAGACUAUGCACCUCCCAAAGUGUCCUUAAGGGCUUUUUCAGGAGCUGGCCAUACCCUUGGCAGUUUGGCCCCAACGGUGGUGGGGCAGCAGAGAGACCUUGGUGCCAGCGGAGGUACCAGCGGGGGUGCCAGCGGGGGUGCCAGUGGGGGUGCCAGCAGGGGUGCCAGCGGAGGUGCCAGUAGCCAAGCUGCUCAGCCCCAAGAUAGCCGUUCACUGCAGCAGACUGCUCAGGAAGCUCUCAAAGUGGACGAAACCCUGCCAGUCACAUCCAUCCAGCUUCGGAUGCCUGAUGGUUCUCGCCUGGUAGCAAGGAUGAAUCACACACACACCGUUGGAGACAUCAGACAUUUUGUACAAACUGUGCAGCCAACCUACCACACCACCGACUAUGGCCUGAUGACCACCUUCCCUUUUGCUGAGCUCACCAAUCUGUCUCAGACUGUAUCAGAAGCAAAGCUUUUAAAUUCGGCCAUUGUUAUCAAGACAAAGUAAUGUUAAGUCACGUUACACGUCCUCAUCAACAAGAAACUUGGGCUUGUUGACUCUGUGUGAUAUGUGUUUGUGGAAGCACACAUGCAUAUUUAUUAAUAUGAGUUUUGGUUCUCUAUGUUAUAAUUCUUAGUAUACUUGGAUAAUAAACUUAUUUUGGAAUUUUA
Messenger RNA from Eriocheir sinensis (Chinese mitten crab), 1487 nucleotides. It is a transcript of the gene p47, whose product is annotated as NSFL1 cofactor p47-like. The transcript has 8 exons. Lineage: Eukaryota; Metazoa; Arthropoda; Malacostraca; Decapoda; Varunidae. The record is from RefSeq and is a predicted model, not a curated record. Gene Ontology annotation, cellular component: nucleus; cytosol. The coding region runs from base 16 to 1323 and encodes 435 amino acids. Gene Ontology annotation, biological process: membrane fusion; autophagosome assembly; nuclear membrane reassembly. Gene Ontology annotation, molecular function: ubiquitin binding.